AUGGGAUUAAGCAUUAAGAAUGAUAAGUGUGUCCUCCGUGGUGCUGAGGCUGAGACUAGGGAUCACUUGUUCUUUGAUUAUGGUUUUGUGAGGGAGUUGUGGGGUGAUAUUCUUACUUUGUUUGGUGUAACUCGUUGGGUUAAUUGUUGGGAUAGGGAGCUGGCAUGGGUUGUUCACUGCUUUAAAUGGAAAUCUCUCAUUGUGAGGGUGUUUAAGCUUGAUUGGGCUUGUCAUGUGUAUAACAUUUGGAAGGAGAGAAAUAGUAGGCUUUUUGGGGGCAAAGUUAGAUUGGUGGGUGAUGUGUUGAAGGACAUUAAGGAGGCUAUCCAGAUUCGGCUGAAAGGAUGGGCUAUCAGCAGAGCUAAUCCUAGGGACGAUUCCCUUUGUGUGAAGUGGGGUAUUUCUUAA
Hibiscus syriacus is the source of this 408-nucleotide messenger RNA. RefSeq lists its product as uncharacterized. The coding region runs from base 1 to 408 and encodes 135 amino acids. The record is from RefSeq and is a predicted model, not a curated record. Lineage: Eukaryota; Viridiplantae; Streptophyta; Magnoliopsida; Malvales; Malvaceae. The transcript has a single exon.